AUGCCAAAAAAGCAACUCGAAUACCCCGAAGUGCUCGACCAGACUUUUCUUAUAACCCUCCACGACCACUUCAUGCACGAUGGUGUUCUAUCCAAGGCCUGUGUUAUUCGGUUACUCAAAGAAGUGAGUAAAGUACUACGAGAGGAACCAAACCUUUUACGAAUUAAAGAAGACACUUUGGUCUUCGGAGACUAUCAUGGACAAUACUUUGACUUUAUUGAGCAGAGAGAUGAUCAAUUCUGGAAUCCCACGCCACAUUGCUCAUUGUAUUUAGGUGACUAUGUGGACAGAGGAAGUAUGUCUUGCGAGGUCGUUACGACACUUUUCUUCAUGAAACUGAUCGACCCAAAUAAAGUUUAUUUACUUCGAGGAAACCAUGAGACUCGGAAGAUGACUGAGCGGUUUGGGUUUAAGUCCGAGUGUCUCACCAAAUACGACUUUGAGACGUAUAACAUAUUUAUAAAGACGUUUGAGUGUUUACCACUGGCAGCCACUAUCUCAAGGAGUGUUGGCGACUUCUUCUGUUGUCAUGGUGGUAUUUCGCCCAAUUUAAAUAAGAUCGAAGAGAUCAAUAAGAUCUUUAGAUUCACGGAAGUGCCAUCGAGUGGUCUCUUUUGUGACUUGUUGUGGUCCGACCCUUAUGUACCAGAGAUUGAUAACACCAAAGAAGUUAAAAUAACGCAAUUUGCGAAUAACAAGUUCCGGGGUGUCUCGUACAUCUAUGGGAUCGAAGCAAUGAAAGACUUCUUAAAAAGAAAUGACCUCAAUUUACUCAUUAGAGGACAUCAAUGUUUCGAAAAUGGGAUCUUUGCUCACACUUUUGGGUUCCCAGAACAUCAGCCUCUUGCUCUCACAGUCUUUGGAGCUUCAAAGUAUCAGAAAAACAGUAAAGCCGGGUCUAUUAUGAUAGAAGAGAAGGCCGUGAAUAUCCGGCGGUAUGAGACAACAACAAUUCAGAAACAUUUCAAGAAGGAUUUCAGUGGGAUAUUUGUUGACUCUGUAUUUGGUCUUGGCAAUAUGCUUCAAGAGAUCAGUUUUAGUCUUGUUGAGUUGUGUUACUAUUACGAUGACGACUUAAAAAAGUGCGAAAGUGAUGAGAAAAUAGCAGAGGAUCAAUUUGUUGUGUUUGAUUCAAAUGAACCGUCUCAAGAAGAUUGCGAUGAUGAUGACGACGAUAUUUCAGACUCAGAAAGUGACUCGGAAGACUCGAGUGAUGACAGCGAUGAGAGUGAAGAAGACGACACAUCAGAAGAAGAAGAGAUUGAAAACGACGAAGAAGAUAUUAAAGAAGAACUUCAAAUACACAACAACCAAUUUGAACGCGAGAAAGUCGAAAGAGUUCAGCCACAAGCUGAAGUCCAACAACAUAAAGAAGAUGUCGUUGUGCAGACAACAAAAAUAUCAAAGAAUGCGGCAAUAGAAAUGAAUGAUGACACACUAGAACCUUUAGAAAUUUCAACACCAGUCUCUUUCUUAAAUGACCACUUCACUAAAGUAACACCACCAAGUCGUUUAGUAAGCUUAUUCCAAAACAUUCAUCACUUCAGACCUAACACCUUAUUUUGCUUAUCGAAAUUCAAACCGCCACUAAGCCCUCGACCAUCUACACUUGGAUCGCCGAGACCAACAACUCGUCCACUCUUAUAUGAACGUGUUGUGAAAUGGCUGAACUGUGAUGCGGCUCCCGUGACUCUUCGGGACUUGCGAGAUAUGUGGAAUAAUCGUAACCAUUAA
Entamoeba invadens IP1 is the source of this 1734-nucleotide messenger RNA. RefSeq names its product serine/threonine protein phosphatase 2B catalytic subunit A1, putative. Gene Ontology annotation, biological process: calcineurin-mediated signaling. The transcript is spliced from 3 exons. The coding region runs from base 1 to 1734 and encodes 577 amino acids. Gene Ontology annotation, cellular component: cytoplasm; calcineurin complex. NCBI's taxonomy places the organism in Eukaryota, Evosea, Mastigamoebida, Endamoebidae. The record is from RefSeq and is a predicted model, not a curated record. Gene Ontology annotation, molecular function: calmodulin binding; calmodulin-dependent protein phosphatase activity.